Messenger RNA from Colletotrichum fioriniae, 972 nucleotides. NCBI's taxonomy places the organism in Eukaryota, Fungi, Ascomycota, Sordariomycetes, Glomerellales, Glomerellaceae. The record is from RefSeq and is a predicted model, not a curated record.
AUGCCACUCACCAUUCAACCCCUCCAUCCCACCUUCGCGGCAGAGAUCCGUGGCGUUGACUUCUCCAAGCCGCUGACAGAAGAAGUCUUUCAAGAGAUCCAAGCAGCCAUCACAAAGGUCUGCAUCAAUGACCUUCUCGUAGUCUUCAAGACUUCAACAGGCCUGGACGACGAACGCCACGUCGCCUUCGCCAGCCUCUUCGGCCAACUCGAGCGCCGCAAAGACACUGGCGCGCCGUCGCGGAUGAGUCUGCCCGAGUUGACGGACCAGGGUAAUGUUGACGCCAACGGCAACGUCAUCGGCUCUCAAGAUCCACGGGCUCAGAUCAGCAAGGGCAACACGCUCUUCCAUGUCGACAGCAGCUUCAACGCCCAGAGAGCAAGUUACUCCGUCCUCUUGGCCCACGAGAUCCCUCCAUUGGAAGCGGGCGGCAACACUGACUUUGCCGACACGCGUGCGGCAUGGGAUGAGCUUCCCGAGGGGUGGAAGCAGGAACUCCUUUCGAAGAAUUACGUCGCCGGACACUCGUUCUGGUAUUCCCGCAAAAAGGCUUGCCCUGAAUUCUUUGCAAAGCUUGAGCCGGCGAAGCACCCGAUGAGCAAGCACAAAGUCGCCCAGCUCCAUGAGGCCAGCGGGAGGAUGAACCUGUUUGUUCCGUCGCACUGUCACCACAUUGAAGGUCUCGAGGGUGAUGUAGGAAGGGAGAGGCUGGAGUACCUUUACCACCACGCCACGCAGGACAAGUUUGUGGUUUCGGUUCCGUGGAAGCAGGUGGGUGAUUUGGUCAUGUGGGACAACACUUGUACUCUCCAUCGGGGGACGCCGGUGGUCGGGAGCUAUAGGAGGGAUAUGAGGAGGGCGACGGUGCUGGAUGGGAGCCAGGAGGCUUGGGGCCUCAACGAGAAGGUCGAGAAAGACUUUGCGUUUGCGGGUGAAGUUAUGGCUGAUGUAUUUCGAUGUUUGUCUGCUUGA